Messenger RNA from Leptinotarsa decemlineata (Colorado potato beetle), 1340 nucleotides. RefSeq names its product Pyridoxal kinase (gene Pdxk). The record is from RefSeq and is a predicted model, not a curated record. Gene Ontology annotation, molecular function: pyridoxal kinase activity. NCBI's taxonomy places the organism in Eukaryota, Metazoa, Arthropoda, Insecta, Coleoptera, Chrysomelidae. Gene Ontology annotation, cellular component: cytosol. Gene Ontology annotation, biological process: pyridoxal 5'-phosphate salvage.
CCAAAUUGUAAUUUCAUUCUUGCUGUUUUAUGAUAAUUUAAGUGGAAAAUUCCAAUUUUUUAAACAAAUUUUCCGUCUCUAUUCAUUCAAUUAUCCUUAAGCACGUCAACAUGGUGAAGAAAGGAGAUAAGAUUUCACCGCAAUCGGUUUUUUAUUUUUUACAUUUAGUGAUUCAUUCAUAUUGUGCACAGAGCUUUAGGGUGUAAUAGGUUCAUAGGAAAAUACAUCCACAAAUACAAGAUGACUUUCACCCCAAGAGUAUUAUCAAUCCAGAGUCAUGUUGUUUCUGGAUACGUUGGGAAUAAAAGUGCUGUAUUUCCCAUGCAGCUUUUAGGAUUGGAAGUGGAUUUUAUCAAUUCCGUUCAACUUUCUACUCACACUGGUUAUAAAUGUGUCAAAGGACAGAUAUUAUCUGAAAAAGAUUUGGCAGACUUGGUUGAAGGCUUAGUCGCUAACAAUAUCGAUUUUUAUUCUCAUUUAUUAACUGGCUAUAUUGGAUCAGAAUCGUUUCUGAAACAAGUCAUCACAGUCAUUAAGCAUUUGAAGGAAAAAAAUCCAGAUCUUGUUUAUGCCUGUGAUCCUGUUAUGGGAGAUCAUGGAAAAUUGUAUGUUCCCAAGGAACUUGUGCCCAUAUACAAAGAAACGGUACUAUCACUUGCUAAUAUCAUAACACCAAAUUUGUUUGAAACUGAGUUGUUGACUGACAUGCGUAUCACUAAAAUUGAUGAUGUAUGGAAAGCUAUUGAAAUUUUACAUGAAAAAGGAUGCCAGACAGUAGUCAUUUCAUCGGCGGAAAUUGGACAAAAUAAGGAUACUCUAUCAGUGUUCGCGAGCACCAAAAAAGGUGAUUCGACUCAGAAGCUUUCAAUGCAAUUGAAAAAGUUGCCUAUAAACUUCAUAGGCACAGGCGAUUUGUUUGCAGCAUUGUUUUUGUCUUGGAUGCAUAAAAGCUCGUAUAACUUGAAGGAAUCUUUGGAAAAGACUAUUGCAACAUUACAGGCCGUUUUGAAACGUACAUCAGAGGGCCUUCAAGAUCGUGAUUUGACCCCAAGGAAUAUCGAGUUGAAGUUGGUGCAAAGCAAACUCGAUAUCGAAAAACCAAAAAUUAUCCAAGAGGCUACUGUUGUGCAAUAAAUAAGUUUUUAUUUCUUUGACGAAAAACGUGUGUAAUUUUUUUUCAGUAUCAGAGAAUUUUAAAAUGUCUUCCUCAUAACUUAAGCAGGCAAAACAGCCAUGUUUGCUUAAUUCGAAUUGUGACGAAAUCAAUAAUAAAACGAUUGUAUAUUUAUAUUUACCUUUUAUUAAAAUGUAAUGUUACAAUAAAAAUUACGAACUACAAA